AGUCUGACCUUGACAAAUAUACAACAUCACCGCGUCUCCUUCUCUCUCUUUUUUUUUCCUCGUUGGAAAAAAAAACCCCUAGCUUCUCCAUCUCUCACCGAUGGUCAUGGUCGCAUAGCCAUUCGCAGAUCUGGUCGUUGACAAUUUUGAGACUUUGCAGAUGGAUAAAAAGACUGCUUCCUCGCCAUGGGAGCGAGCCCAAUCCAUAUUCGAUAAGACUAUUGAGUUGGAAGCCAAGCGUAGGAAGGCUGCACAGUCUCGGACCCCGACGUCUGACCCCAAUUUGUGGCAGCAAAUUCGCGAGAAUUACGAAGCUAUCGUUCUCGAAGAUCAUGCUUUCUCUGAGCAGCACACCAUUGAGUUUACACUGUGGCAGUUGCAUUACAAACGGAUUGAAGAGUACAGAUCAAACAUCAAUGCUGUCUUGGCUUCUGGUAGCUCCGGUGCGGCUCAGAAUGCAAAGGGUCCUUCUAUAUCCGAACGAGUCGCGAGGGUCAAGCUGAGGUUCAGAACUUUUCUUUCGGAAGCAACUGGGUUUUACCAUGAGAUGAUAUUGAAAAUUAGAUCGAACUAUGGUCUUCCCCUGGGUUACUUUUCCGAUGAUCAAGAGAGUCAAAAUUUGGCUGAUAAGGAUGGGAAGAAGCUGGCUCAAGUUAAGAAAGGCUUGGUGUCUUGUCACCGUUGCUUAAUAUACCUUGGUGAUCUUGCUCGGUACAAAGGAUUGUAUGGAGAGGGAGGAGAUUCCAAGAACCGAGAGUAUGCUGCUGCUUCGGGUUACUAUUUGCAAGCAGCUUCUCUGUUGCCAGCCAGUGGAAACCCACAUCAUCAGCUUGCUAUAAUUGCUUCUUAUUCGGCGGAUGAGUUUGCAGCAACUUAUCGUUACUUCCGGAGCUUGGCUGUGGAGAGUCCUUUUCCCACUGCCCGUGACAACUUGAUUGUUGCUUUUGAAAAGAAUCGUCAGAGUUAUGCCCAGUUGCUUGCGGCUUCCAAAGACUCAUCUACAAAGCCGAAUGGUAAAGGAAGAGGUAAAGGCGAAGACAAAUCAUCGGAAGAUGCGAACGUGGCUUCUGUUCCUGAGAAGGAUAAAGUAACUAGUGCAAAUGAGAUGCUUAAAGCAUUCUGCAUUAGAUUUGUACGUCUCAACGGGAUUCUUUUCACCCGAACAAGCCUGGAGACAUUCUUUGAUGUUCUUGCUUCCACUAGCAUCAGUCUACGAGAGCUGAUUACUUCAAGCUUAAUGGAAGUGCUGGUUUUUGGCAAAGACACCAGUGACAGCGCACUCUUCAUUGUUAGACUCGUGACGAUUCUUAUAUUCAGCGCCCAUAACCUUAAGAAAGGGACAGACCCUAAGAAAGAGACAGAGGGUCAGUCAUAUGCGCAAAUUGUACAGCGUGUGGAGCCUGCUAGAAACUCCUUAACAGCAAGUUUCGAGUUACUUGGACACGUAAUAGAGCAGUGUGCGCAACUGCGUGAUCCUUCGUCAAGCUAUUUCUUGCCUGGUGUCUUAGUUUUUGUUGAAUGGUUGGCCUGUUGUCCUGAUAUUGCAUCGGGAAGUGAUCCGGAUGAAAGACUGGCUGCUGCGAGAAACAGCUUUUGGAACCAGUGUGUUGCCUUCUUCAAUCGACUCUUGUCGCUUGGGCCUAUGUAUAUUGAUGAUGUCGAAGAUGAGACUUGCUUCUCAAACAUGAGCAUGUAUGAUGAAAGAGAAACUGAAAACCGACUUGCUCUGUGGGAGGACUAUGAAUUAAGAGGAUUCUUGCCAUUGCUUCCAGCUCAGACUAUUCUCGAUUUCUCAAGAAAACAUUCCUUUGGAACUGAAGGGCCCAAGGAAAAGAAAGCUCGUAUUAAGAGGAUCCUAGCAGCAGGGAAAGCAUUGACCAGUGUGAUCAAGGUUGAUCAGAAUUGUGUUUAUUUUGACUCAAAGAAGAAGAAGUUUCUCGUUGGUGUUAAACCGUCCGGUGACUUACUGGAUUCUCAUUCAAACCCACCUGAAGCUGAUAAUGCUUUACAAGAAAACCAAGCAAUGAUGAACCAUAAUACGCCAGUGACGCAACGAGAUCAGCAGAUUUACUUGGAUGAGGAAGAUGAUGAAGAAGAAGAAAUUGUUUUCAAACCUCUAGUUACUGAGAAGAGGAAUGGGGCUUCUGACCAAACCUAUGUUCCUAAUGGAGGCUUGAGGAAUCCUGAUCAAGUUCCUAACGGAGGCUUCAGGAAACCUGAUCAAGUUGCUACGAUGAGAGAAGACUUAAAAUCUCUGAGUGUUUCAGAUGCAGCUUUUCAAGGAAACAUGCUUCAGCACUCAAGAGGCAAUGCAGCUGUUCAAGUGCCUGCGUCUGUUGGUUCUAACCUUCUGGGACAUCUUCUGCCGUCAACCCAGUCUCAGGGUAUGCAGUUGCAACAACCUCAGACACAAGCAGUGCAUCCUCAGCAAGCUCAAUCGCUGGCUUCUUCACGACUUCAACCACAUCAAUCACAGGUCUCACAACUUCAACCACUGCAAUCACGGACUGUGCACUUUCAACAAACUCAGGGACAGGUUUCACAUGCUGCACCGGCCCAGCCACAAUCAACUUCCCUUAGUGGUAGCAACUGGUUCCCAAAUGAAGCUGCUAGGAGCCUAUCUGGUUUCGCUCAGAUGGGUAAUGGUCUUGUGAUGAGGAACGAGAUGCAAGGAAACCAGGGAUUUUCCUAUUACCCUGCACACUCAUUGCCGAUCCACCAGUCUUUCAAUGUCAACGGUAUGGGUGGUAUGCCAUAUUCUCAGUCACGAACACCCGAAGCUGUGUUGCCACCCAAUAUCAAUGCUGUUUCAUCUGCUGGAGUUAUUGCUGAUGGCAUGGGUAUGCAGUCUUCAUUAGCGAGAAAAAAUCCAAUCGGUAGAGCCUCCAGGCAUCUCGGCCCUCCACCUGGGUUUAACCCUGUCCCCUCUAAGGUGGUAAAGGAGCCUGCACCUGGUCCGGAUAUGUCUGGCAACAAUCCACAGGUUGAUGAUUACAGCUGGUUGGAUGGAUACCAAGGCCAGUCUUCUCGAGGCACCGGUUUCAACGGUUCUUUGAAUUACGCAUCUCCUGGGAAACCAGAGCACAUGGGUACCGGCAAUGGAUUGAACGGGCCUUCCACCUUUCCGUUCCCUGGAAAACAAGCUCCUGCAUCACAGACACAAGCAGAAUUUCCUUAUGCUCAGCAUCCUCAGAGAGACAACGAUCAAUCAGCUCAACUCCCCGAUCAAAAUCAAGGACAGCCCAGUUGGUCGAGUCGUCGCUUUGUGUGAAAUCACAAUGGAAGAGUAACACGGUAAUUGGAAAUGAUCCAGGUGAGUGUUACGCAAUGUUUACUGCUACCUAACUCCAGCUCGUUCUGUUGAAGUCUCUCUUGUUGGAGUAUAUGUAGCAUUGGCUUCUUGUGGGUCACUUCCUACGUGACAGAUUCAGGAGACAGCUCAUGUUGGUGAAAAGAGAUGUAUGGUAAACAAGAAUGAAUGGUUUCUGGGGAAUUUGAUAGGGAGUAAAGCGCCUUUCUCUUGCUACUUGAAGUGGAGAUGUUAAGACCAUAUGAUUGAAUAAGCUCUCGCUCUGGAUGAAGCACACUUUUAUCCUCUUGUAUCUUUUAUUUAUUUUCUUGCGAAUAAUGUUUAGCUGUUUGCUUGCAGCGAAUCUUUCUAUCUUGGGUUGCUUUGUCUUGCUCUCAUUUGUUGUGUGCGCUUUUCGAAUCUUUCUCUCUUAAGUUGAACAUCAUAAGUUGUGUCAAAACUAUGCAAGUGGGAUUGAAUAAAAGACGUUUCUCUUA
Molecule: messenger RNA, 3786 nt
Organism: Brassica napus (rape)
Lineage: Eukaryota; Viridiplantae; Streptophyta; Magnoliopsida; Brassicales; Brassicaceae
Product: nonsense-mediated mRNA decay factor SMG7
Exons: 8
Coding region: 161-3271 (1036 amino acids)
Biological process (GO): nuclear-transcribed mRNA catabolic process, nonsense-mediated decay
Cellular component (GO): telomerase holoenzyme complex
Molecular function (GO): protein binding; telomeric repeat DNA binding; telomerase RNA binding
Source: RefSeq, a predicted model, not a curated record